Molecule: messenger RNA, 4089 nt
Organism: Thamnophis sirtalis
Lineage: Eukaryota; Metazoa; Chordata; Lepidosauria; Squamata; Natricidae
Source: RefSeq, a predicted model, not a curated record
AUUUCCCUUCCGGAGAGGUGAGCGGAAAGGGUUGCUGCAGUCGACCCGGAGUUCAGGACGCGAAAGUUCAGGACGCAGGGGCUGCACCAUGGCUGGAUACCUCGGCCUGUGGAUACUCUCGAGUUAUAUAAUCUUUGGAAACGGACUUCAUUGGGAGAUUCUUGGCGGAAGGCAAGAGCAAGUAUUCCAUCAGAAGAGCCUAAUCAGGCAAAAGCGAGAAUGGAUUGUCCCACCUUCCGAGAUCUGGGAAGAGCGUGACAAUUCCCAGAAGAACCCAAUUGCUAAGAUUCGGUCUGACAAAGAUGUUGAACCAGGAGAAAUUAUUACUUACACCAUUUCUGGCCAAGGAGUCACAGAACCACCAUAUCAUUUAUUCGUGAUUAAUGGGAAAACUGGAGAAUUGAACAUAACAGGAAUAGUCGAUCGGGAACAAACACCAAUGUUUCAUCUGAAAGGCUAUGCCAUGAAUCAAAGAGGUGAAAAUCUGGAAAGGCCACUGGAUUUGCGGAUUAAAGUGCGGGAUAUAAAUGACAAUAGCCCAGUGUUUUCACAAACAGGUUUUAGUGGUUCUGUUGAAGAAUUGUGUGAAGUGGGUACUCUUGUGCUGAAGGUAAAUGCAACUGAUGCAGAUGAGCCCAAUACACUCAACUCCAAAAUUGCUUUUAGGAUUGUUUCCCAAGAACCUAAUGACCCUAAUGCAUUUGUCAUUAAGCAAGAAACAGGUGAAGUUAAGACAGCAACAUUCCAGCUUGACAGAGAGGUACUUCCUUCUCUCAUCAUAUUCUUUCAAGGGUUUCUUAUUUAUCUAGUUUCUAAAAUAAAUUAUGAAGAAUUACAGACAAUGGACUUGAAGAUAGUAGUUUCUAACAAAGCAGCGUAUCACAAAUCAAUUAUCAGUCAAGUUUCCCAAGUAAAACCAAUUUCCGUCAAAAUUAAUGUGGAAAAUGUGAGGGAAGGCCCCGUAUUUAAGCCCCAAACGUUAGUGAUUAAGACAAUGGAAACAAUGAAAAUAAACCAGAUUAUUGGAAGCUAUCAAGCUUAUGAUGAAGACACUCAAAAAAUAGCACAACGCAUCACGUAUGCCAAAGGAAGCGAUACUGCAAAUUGGUUGAUAAUAGAUGCUAAAACAGCUGAGAUCAGACUACGUAAAGUCCUAGACUAUGAAUCACACUAUGUCAUCAAUGGUACUUACACUGCAACAAUUUUGGCCAUAAGUACUGACUACCCUCCAAAAACAGCUACAGGUACCAUCGUUAUUCAGAUUGAAGACAAGAAUGAUUACUGCCCAAUUCUGGUGAAUCAAAAAACAAAUGUCUGUACUGAUACAAAGUAUAUUAAUAUCACUGUUGAGGAUCGAGAUAGACAUCCAAAUGGUGGUCCUUUCACUUUCAAGAUCAUUGAUGAACCUGAAAGAAUAUCAGACAAAUGGAGAAUUGGCCUGAUAGUUGGAUCCAGAGCUCAGCUGAUACUCGAGGAUGUGACACCUGGCAUAUACAGAAUUCCUCUUUUAAUAAAAGAUAAACAAGGUUUCAGCUGUCCUGACCAACAAGUACUGGAAGUGAACGUUUGUGAUUGCAAGGAUGGCACUGGUUGCCAGGGUAGAAUUGUCAACUCCUCUGUUUUCCUGGGACCCGCUGCAGUUGCGCUCAUGAUCUUGGCAUUGUUGCUGCUACUCCUCGUGCCUCUCUUACUGCUGGCCUGUGGCUUUGGGUCAGGCUUUGGAUCAAGUGGUGGAAAAGGAUUUGUAGCUAUACCUGAUAACAGUGAAGAAAUGUUGCGUAACUGGAACAGUGAAGGAGCAGCACCUGAAAAUAAGGCAAUCCUGGACCUCCUUACUUCCUCCGGAUCAGAAAAAUAUAUGAGCAGUGGAGAAGUAGUCGUGGGAGCAGGAACAGCAGCAGCAGCAGCAGCAGCAGCAGCAGGGAACAGCUUCUCCUGUACAAUCAAGGAGCAGAACAUGAGCAGCAACACGAUCUCGAGAUGGCGAGAAGACCGAGAAGCUCUUUUUUCUGAGGCAGAAUUUAUAAAUGCCUCAGCCCCAGGGGUGGGCUUGACAGCAGGUGGGACAAUGCUGCUAGGAGCUGGCAGAACUUUAGCCAUGGAUACUGGCAUGAUCAUGAAUGAAGAAUUUUUACGGGGUUACUUCAAUGAAAAAGCUGAUGCUUUUGCUGAUGAGGAUGAAGUGCAUCUUGCCAAAGAUUGCCUACUCAUUUACUCCCAGGAGGAAGAGCACGAUUCCCCUCAUGGUUCAGUUGGCUGCUGUAGCUUUAUUGAUGGUGACUUUGAUGAACAUUUCUUGGAUGACUUGGGAGACAAAUUUAAAACUCUGGCUGAGAUCUGUAUGGGCAAACCCACAGGCCUAAAAACAGAGCAGUUCAGCUCUCAUACCCAGAAAGAUACAACUAAUCGUUCAAUGAAUGGAUCCGGUCUGCCAUACUCCCAACAGCAGAAUGUGGUGAAUGCCGAACAUACUUAUUCAUCAGGGGCUGCCUACAACCUAUCUGAACCUGUGAAAGGUUUUGGUUCAGAAACAAUGACUGAGAAAACAAUAACUGAGUCAACUGUUACAUCUAAGUCUAACCUCCAGCCAGUGAAGCGAAUCCCAGACCCCAUGAUUAGCAGCAGCAGCAGCAGCAAUGUUGUAGUGACAGAAACAUCAUAUGGGACGGUACCAUCAACAGUCAUCCGUGAACCUCAGAUUAAGGAGAAUGUGGUAGUGACAGAAAGGGUCCUUGCACCUGCUUCUAGCUUGCAUGACAUGUUAGACAUGCCGGCUGGUGUCUUCCCAGACCUCCCAGAUUCAAAAUAUGUUGUUGUGAGGGAAAGGGAGCGAGUCCUUGUCCCUAGUUCUGACUUAAAGGCUUCUGUAAGCAUCCCCAAUCUGUCAGAAGAACAGAAUAUAAUGAUAACAGAGAGAGUAGUGACACCAACUCCUGUUAGGCGGGCCACAACUGAAGCAGGCACUUUUCCUAACAAUGAGAGGCAGGAACAGAUUUUAAUUUCUGACUCAUUCUUUAACCAAAGUAGCCCACAAGAAGUGCUUCCCACAGGUUCAACCUUAAGCAAGUCCUCAACGGUCAAACAAAAAUAUAGUACUGUACAAUAUACACGCUCAUAGGUGGAUUUCCACCCAUCACUUCAUAUAUACUAUUUAGCAAGGGAGGAUUUAUUGAUUGCCUUCUCAAGAGCUUGAAUAUGGUGUUUCACUUUCCUAACUGCUUUUUAACAAUCCACAAGAGUGCAACUUUAAAACCAUAUACUAGGUGCAAUUCCUCAUUGUGUAAUUGUGUAAAGCAGGAUUUAUUUUUGAGAAAUUAUUCAUGAGAUAGCUCUGUUAAAGAGUUCCUGAAAGAAACUCCCCAAGCUUACACAGAUAGAAAAUAAUAUUGUUUAUUGAAAGGGCAACAUAUUUUUUUCUAUGACUCCAAAAUCAAUAUAUUUUUAGUCUGGUUGCUAAUCCAAUUGAAGUUAGCUCAGUAUUCAUUAUGCAGCAAAUUCUACUGGCUUGCACCAUGAACCUAAAUAGAUUUUUUUAAUGAAUUCAUGGGGUUUAUUGUUUCAACAAUACUGUGUGUGUGUGUGUAUCAACAAAUUUGAAUAUAUUUCAAUUUAGUAAAAUUGACUUCAGAAAUGUAUUUUUAAGAGUGCAGUAUUCGCUAUCAGUGGGGUUUAUUCUUCAGUUAGUACAGUCGGGAUACAGCCUUAAAACUACAAUUUUAACUGGUGUGUUAUUCAUUGUAUACAUAGGGAGCAUUCCAAGUCUUUAAAAGAAUGGAUAUCAUUUCAUUUAAAAAAAAAUAAGUUCUAUAGAUUUUUAUAAAUUCUUUACUAAUAGAAACUGAAUGAAACAGGGUUUUAUUUCUUGUAUUUAUAUAUCCUUUUCGAGAUGAAUUAGUUUAUCCGCGUGGUUUGUUCAGAUAUUGUAUUUGAACAAGGUAAUAUAUUUCGCAAGGCAGAAUUCCAUCUAGUGUGUUUUUUUCACCAGAUGUCAGAUAUCAUACAACCAUAACAUAAAAAAAUUAACAUUUGUGUUAUCUCAAAAUUUCUGGCAUUCCAAAAAAUAAAUAAAUUUACUUUUUUUAAAAAAAA